AUGGAGGCAAAAUUGGGAUCACAGCCAUCCCUCGUAUGGAGAAGCAUCUGGUCAGCUAGGACUAUAUUGAAAGAAGGGUUGAGGUGGAGAGUAGGGGAUGGAAAUGAGAUUAAAAUAUGGGGUUCGAAGUGGUUGACAAGCCCUACUUCUUAUGCUGUUCAAUCUCCAGUGAAGGUGCUGCAGGAAGAUACUAAAGUUGAGGAGUUGAUUGAUACUCAGAAAGGUGAAUGGGAUGAAGCCAAGACUAGAGAAAUUUUUGUAACAGAGGAAACUGAAAUAAUACUAAGUAUGCCCUUGAGCGGUAGAGGAACAAAAGACAGGUUGGUAUGGGGCCCAUCUCAUAAAGGGCUUUUCUCAGUUAGAAGUGCAUAUUUCUUACAGCUGGAGUUAAGGGGAAGAAACCAAGGGGAAAGCUCAUUAGAAGAGAAGAGGGAUGAUAGAUGGAACAGAAUGUGGGACUUGAAGGUACCAGGUGUGACCAAGUUGUUCAUUUGGAGGGUUGCAAAUAAUUUGUUGCCCACAAAAGAAAAUUUGUAUAAGAGGAAGGUGAUUGAGGAAAAAAUGUGCCCUUUGUGUGAUGCAGAGGAGGAAACAAUCAUGCAUGCUCUAUGGGAGUGCCCUGCAGCCAAUAACUUGUGGGGAAAUAAUGAAAGCUGUGUCAAAAAGUGGGCCAGAUUUGAAUUGAACUUUAUGACUCUAUGGGAGAAAUUUAUGGACAGACUCACAAAGGACCAGUUGGAGGAGAUGGUUGUAUUGUUGAGGAAGGUGUGGCUGAGAAGAAAUGAUUGGGUGUUUGAAAAGAGAAUGGCAUGUCCUAAGAACUCGUUCAGUGCUACAAAGGCAGCUUUGCAUGAGUUUCGGGUUUCUCAAUUGGUUUCAAAUCAGAAUAAGAUGGUACAUAAAACAGACACAGAAAGGGUAAAGUGGGAGAAACUAGAGAGGGGUUUUGUAAAGGUUAAUUGGGAUGCAUAUUUGGAUUUGAAGAGAAAGAAAACAGGAAUAGGAAUUAUGAUAAGAGAUGAACAAGGUGAGGCUAUGGUAACUGUCUGUGAUCAGAAGCUAAAUGUGGUAGAAGCAGCAGUAGCAGAAAGCUAUGCCUUGAGGAAAGCAGUUGAGUUUGUAUCUAGAGUAAAGAAUAUGGCUGCCCAUAGCUUAGCUAAAAAAGCUUUAGUUAUGGAGGGGGAACAAGUUUGGAUAGAGGAGGUCCCAGGUUUUAUUGUAGGAUGUUUGAAGAAUGAUAAAGAUGUAACACAGGAAGAUGAAUGA
Carya illinoinensis is the source of this 1266-nucleotide messenger RNA. RefSeq lists its product as uncharacterized. The record is from RefSeq and is a predicted model, not a curated record. Lineage: Eukaryota; Viridiplantae; Streptophyta; Magnoliopsida; Fagales; Juglandaceae. The coding region runs from base 1 to 1266 and encodes 421 amino acids. The transcript is spliced from 2 exons.